Molecule: messenger RNA, 693 nt
Organism: Strongylus vulgaris
Lineage: Eukaryota; Metazoa; Nematoda; Chromadorea; Rhabditida; Strongylidae
Source: the annotation of a GenBank genome assembly
AGAAGUGCUCGCUUGGAAAGAAACAAAGGCGAUGAUUUGGAGUAUAUUGCUGAGAAGAACAAGUCAGUCUCUUCCGCACCAUGUGCUCCUUCCACAACACCAUCUGGUGAGACUACAGAUGCCUUGAAGAGCAAAGUGGUACUCAAAAAGGAAGUUCCUCUACCUCCUUCUACUUUACCUGAUCCAAUCCCAGCAAGGAUACCGCGUCCAAAAAUUAGCAAAUACGCUGUACCAGAGGAAAGCGCUGAAACACCGGACGAAGAAGAAGAGGCAGCGGAUCGUCUGACCCCAUUACGAAGUGAACUCAGAAGUCUUGGAAGUGAGUCUGACGAAGAUUCAGACGAUUCCGAAGGUAGCUAUGAUACGCAUGAAGAUGGCGUAGAUCAUGAGGAAUCUCCGUACGAAAUUUCAAGCCCCAUGCGUGAAGCUAUGGAAAGUCUCAACUCUCAUCUGAUUCAACCAGGGACAAUAACGCCAGAGACAGCAGACUGGGCCUUGAAGUACGUACAACAUGAAUGGUUGAAAUGUGCAGCACGUAAAAAUAGUCAAGCCGAAGCCGUUGAUGUGUUGAUUGAACAGUUAAGAGAGUUGUCACCUGCACUUCUUAAAGUCGUUGUAAAUAUAACUGAUCAAAAUGGGAACACAGCGCUUCAUUACGCUGUAUCUCACGGAAAUUUCGGAGUGGUUUCGUCA